GGAGGCGAACGUUUUCUGCUAACAGGUGUGAGAGAGAGCACACCAAUCUUCAUAGCCUGAUACGGAAUCCUUCCUCAUUGUUCGCAGGAAUAUCAAUCUAAGUCAUAUGUUGAUCACUUUCUAUCCAAGAGAGAUACAUUUAACGGUUAUUUGAAACAUACAUCGAAUAAAAUAGUGUAUUAUUAGUGUUUGGAAAGACCUAUUUAAAAAGACACGGGACAUCAGAGAGAAACCAUGUCAAUGAAAAAACCCAGCUUGAAUUUACCCAAAAUGAGCAGAAACCCGGUGGUGUUGGAAGGAGAGAUGUUCGGCGAAUUUCAGGACUGGUGUCUCCGGACUUACGGGGACUCGGGUAAAACAAAGACAGUCACCCGGCGAAAAUACAAUAAGAUUCUCCAGACCCUUUUACACACGGACGACUCCGACGCGGUCUACAUCGAGAGCAACCACAUCAACGCCAAAUUCAAAUUCUGGGUGAAAUCCAAAGGGUUCCAGGUCGGGACCAUUCAAGGGGACCUGAACAAGAAUGGAGCCACUGACAUACCUGUCCUGUACGUCCCCAUCAAGGUGACGUGUGUGGACGGGAGCUCUGGGUCGGAAUCCUCUCUGAAGAGGGUAGCGGUGGUGGAGGACUUCUUUGACAUCAUCUAUGCCAUGCACGUAGAGAUCAGCACCGACCCCGGCAAAGCACCCAAACACGCCGGACAGAAGAAGACCUACAAAGCGAUAGCGGAGACGUAUGCCUUUCUGCCCAGGGAGGCAGUGACCCGUUACCUGAUGAGCUGUGGUGAGUGUCAGAAGCGGAUGCACAUCAGCCCUGGCGGCGCAGAGUUCAAAGAAAAUGACAGACCGACAUCACUGGUGCCGGAUCUCAUCGACUACAACAUGCCGCUGACCACCACCUAUCUGAAGCAGAUGAAACUCCAGUGCAUGAGUACCAAUGAGCAGGAUGAGACUUCAGUGAGCAGUGAGGACUUUGAUAUGAACGACCCCACAUGGAUAUCAGCUGAUCACGGCCCUGCUUCCAACCUGAGUCCCCCGAACCGCAGAGAGAGAAUGCACAGCCCACAGAACACACACAUUAAGGAGGAGGACGAUGACUCAUCCUCGGAGAGUGGCAGUGGGAACGGCAUGCACACCAUGACCCUUCCGUCUGCGGGCGGGGUGGCCCCGGGGUCUGAGAGGUGCAUGGGGGGAACCCCCUACAGGAAGGUGGUAAACGGCAACAGGCCCUCGGCUCCGCUGGACUUCAGCACCACCUCCUCGUCCUCAUCGUCCGAGGACCAACAGGCUCCAGUCAACCUGAGUGAGACCAGGCUGCCUGGGUCUGCCCUGAUGGGCCCCUUCCAGCUCGACCCCCCAGACGAGCUGCGCAGGAAGUACCCCGUCAAGCCUCUCACCCAUGCCGCUGAGCUGCGCCUGGACAGAGACUCGAUCAGGGACUAUGGCAACAAGUCUCCUCAGUACAGCUCAGGAAGCUACGACUCAUUGAAGAUGGAGACAUGUGCCGAGGACCUGACCGUGACCAGAGGCGUGGCGGCGGCAGACGACGAUGACGACGAUGAUCACGACGACAGUGACAAGAUCAACGACACAGAGGGCAUGGACCCUGAGAGACUAAAGGCCUUCAACAUGUUUGUGCGUCUGUUUGUGGAUGAGAACCUGGACCGCAUGGUGCCCAUCUCAAAGCAGCCCAAGGAGAAGAUCCAGGCCAUCAUUGAGUCGUGUAGCCGCCAGUUCCCAGAGUUCGAGCUGCGUGCUCGCAAGCGCAUCCGCACCUACCUCAAAUCCUGCCGCCGAAUGAAGAAGAACGGCAUGGAGACACGACCCACCCCACCUCACCUCACCUCAGCCAUGGCUGAGAACAUCCUGGCAGCCGCCUGCGAGAGCGAGACACGCAAGGCUGCCAAGAGGAUGCGGCUGGAUGUCUACCAGGCACAUGAGGAGCAGAUAGCACUUGACAAGCCCAGUUCUCGCGAGCCAGCCUCCCUGGCCCACUCUGCCUACUCCCUGGCCGCCUCAGCCUACUCCCAGGACCAGCUCUACAUCAACGGUGGGCUCAACUACAGUUACCGUGGUUACGGGGGCCUGGGAGCAAGCAUGCAACACCCUGUCUCCUUGACAACCGCCACUGCUCAGAGCAACGGCCCUACUGACCUCAGCAUGAAGUCCCUGGUGUCCAACUCGUCAUCGGCCAGCUCCAACAGCCACGGGCGGAGCGGUGGCGGCGGAGGGAGCGGGGCCUCGGCACAGCUCAGCCCCACGGAGAUCACAGCCGUGCGUCAGCUCAUCGCCGGCUACCGCGAAUCAGCCGCCUUCCUGCUCCGCUCGGCCGACGAGCUGGAGACCCUGAUCCUGCAGCAGAACUGAGAUGAAAACUCCAUCUCCCCCCAACUCCCUCCUCCCUCUCUCACUCCAACUCUCCCACACGAACCCUAACUAACCGACCAACCACUCUCGCACUCAGCAGAUCCAUCCGUCCGUGAUUCGUCCUCCUCCACCAACCUUUACAUUCUCCUCAUCGCCAGGAAAAGAAGGCAUGCAACAGCGCUACCUUCCUCUAGUCUAAUAAUCCAAACCCCCUUGAUUGUUUUAGCAUUAGUGCGUGGAGAGAAAGAGCACUGUCUGUGACCACUUUGGAACAGCGUUUCUCCCUCUCUUCAACCACCUGUAAAGGAUUGUGCUCCCUCCCAAUCAUAACAGCUCUCCCUCACUCCCACAGCUCUGUGGAAAGAAGAGGGAUGACACAGAGAGUCGGAAAUGAGUCUACCUAGUGUGGGGGAGAGAGUGGUGGGCUGGUGCACUGGAGAACACUGAAGGGUUGUGCUGUAAGGAGAGAAGAGCGCCCCCUUGUGUAAGAAUAAAAUAAGUGGAUCCUUUUUGUGUGCCAGGAAGCUCUAUGUGCUGCAGUACACAGAUCCCCUAAACAACCUCGCCCUCCCCAAUAACAAUGAAAGCGAGACUCCCUGAUUAGUACAAAGAAAAUUAGUACAAAAAAUUAUUAGUACAAAAAAUAUUCUACAGGUUUUUUCGAAGCCUGUAGAAUAUUUACGUUUGUUUGGCACUGUUCCGAGCCACUGAAAAGGGGUGUUGACUGAUCUGAAAGAGAGCACUAACUAUAAGACACUGAACCACUUUGUUAAUGAACAGAGGCUAAGGAAGAAGACUGGGGGAAAAAAUGUCAAAAGAGAGACGCGCUCGCUGUAAAUAAGCUCUCUGUGUCCUAAAGCACUUUCCCCUGAUUCAGACCUCACCUACCCGUUGAGUAAUAAAGACCGCGAUGUCCCGGGAGUAACACUUUAACUUAUGCAUUAUGGAGACGCCAUCUUUUCCACAUGGAAAUACCUCAGAUCUACCAACCGUUUUAGUACUUCAUUCAUACUGGGUGCCGUUAUCAUACAACGCUCACCAGUUACUACCUGAUGUGUUCAGUGUUUUCAAAGACCUGCAGGAAGCAACGUCUUAACCAUUUCAAGGAGAAUAAAUAUUGUAACUAUAGUUCAAAUUCUAUCCCAAACAAAGUAUUGUUUGUCCCGUUAUUUGUGUAAUGUAUAUAUUCAGUCCAUAUUUGAUUCUAGAAGCAUCAGUAAAGUGAAGGACUGGGGGCAAGGAAGUAUGUUCUGUGGGAGACUGAACCUCUCCGAAGGUAGCUGGAGAUGUUUUUCCAGAGGCCUCCAUGUUUUCCACCCCCCCUGGUGGCUCGUUGCUCCCUCAUCAAUUCCAGGUUUUGGUUUGUCCCGAUCUGGUUGUCAACACUCAUCACUCGAUGAUACCGUCUCUUCUGGGUCUGGUUCUGCAUUCCUCUCUCUAACCUACCCCCCUCCCCCGGACCUAUACCCCCCACCCCCUUCUCCCCCCUGACCUUACCUGAGCUCCGUCCAGCUUAGUUCUGGACCUUGGUUCGGGGAGGAAUUCUAUAUUUCUUUGUCUAUUGACUCUUUGAGAUGGCCAUUAAUCCACGCUGCUGCUACUAUAUGGACCGGACUUUUGCCACAGACCUAUAACCUCAAGUCAGGACGCCAGCCUCCUGCACAACCAGAGCACCUCAAGACAACAACACAAACAAAAAGAAGCAAAAACUACUCGAGACGGAUAAGAGACAAAAAUGUCAUUUUUGAAAAGGACAUGCCAUCCCAGUCAGUUGCUUCUCUCUGCUACUAGGCACUCUGGUUGAUCUUUUUGUUCUUUCAUAAGGCUGUGUUGUUUUUACAUUCACUUUUUUCCUUUCUAGUUUUCUUCAUGAGUGUGAACCUCUGGAGGCAUAAAAGGAUCAAUGUGCUUCUCUUGCAGCCACUCACAAGGGUGAUCUGGGCCUAUCUAUCUUACUCUACAAUGUGUGGCCAAAGUCUGUGAGGUUUGUACCUUUUUAGAAUGAGAGAAAAAAAUGCUAUGUUUCUUCAAGAGGCCAGCCUGAAGGGGCUCUGUGUCACUGUAAUUUGCUCCCUUUUGCACACUGAAGCAACAUAAAUCUGUGACGAAGGCCCUGCUUGUUCAGGUCCCCAUCUUGCACUGGCGAGGUGUGUCCUACUAAAGGAAAGAGGAAGAGUGUCGCAAUGCAGUUGAUAAUCAUCACAUUCCUGGGCCUUGACUGCAUAGUGUUAAUGAAAAGAGGCUGAGCCCAAAGUGCGAGUUGUACAACGCAUCACAUACGAGCACCUCUAUUGUGUAAAUGAAAGCCAUUGAUUUAGGUGCACUAGCUCCGUGGCCUGUGAGAGGUCAUGUCUAGAAGGGAUUCCCCUAAUGUCAAAGUGAUGUCAAAACAUAGAUAUUCGAGUCACAUCAGGAAGAAUUUUUGCAUUUUAGCUAACCCUAACUAUUUUCCUAACCUUAACCUGCUGCAUAAGUUCUCCUAACCUGCUAUGAAAAGUCACAAGUGACAUUAGCGGUAUCCCAUCUAGUCAAGACCCCUGUGAGAGAUUGAAUGGAGCACUGGGCUCACUGGCAACACUCUGAACCACAGAACAACACCUUGAUCUAUCCUCCUAGCAUACAUGUGCAAUGUCAAAUCUGAUCUCCAUAAUGAGUACAAAAUGAUUAAGAAAACUUUUUUUAUUUUUAAUGUUAUGAAAAUAGUAUGCCUAGAUAGAAAGUAGAAAAUGAAGUCCAAUAAGUCCUCUUUAUCUCAGCGCAAGCUCUUGAUUGAAUCUGCUUAGUGGGUAAAAAAAAAAUUUAACACAAGAGAAAUAUGCAAAAUGACCAGUCAAGAGGAAACCCCCUCACUGUGUUCUCUCUCAAUGUGGCUUUGAUGGCUUCAAAAUGUGUUUUCUUAUUAGUAUCGCCCUCAUUUCUGCGGAUCCACCCUUCACUCUGCUCAUGCCCUGGGGUCUUAAGCUACAAUUCUCUCAGUACAGUAGAUGAAUAUAACUUAGAAGGGGAUUCUCUUCAUUCUUAUUCACUUCAGUCUUAAAACUGCCUUUUUUGCCACUGCAGGUUUGAGGUUUCAAAGGAUUGCCAGACAAGUAGUACAUGCAGUGCUGUGGCCAAACUGUACAUAGUGCUGUAAUUGAUGAUGUUACAGAGCAGUUGCUAGAGACAGUUCUGCUGUCCUCUGUAUUUCCCUACUACCCCAGGUCAACACAGAGCGAUGGAUGGAUCCUACCUCUUUAGAAAUGACCAGUUGAGCGCUACUGAAUUUUGUAAUGUCACAUGCCACGAACUUUUGCUAUAUAGUUAAGUGGGGGGAAAAAGAAGAAGAAGAUUGUGAAAGUUAUGCAUUUGUAAUAUAGACGAGGGACAAUUAAAUGUAUCUCUAAGAAGGUGGUAAGAGAUUAUAUAGUAAAGCUCUCGCUAAAUACUCCUCCCUCCUCCUCCGUUUGCACCUCUGGGGUUUUGCUCUAGUUUCUCACAGACGUUAAGAAAACAUACUGUAAAAAUAGGCAAAAGACAAUCUUGGAAAUAUGUAACUUGCUCACUGUUUAAUUUCCAUUCCUUUCUGUGUGCAGCUAUUGUAUACAGUGCGUCUUGGAGUAUUUUAGCCAUAAUCACAGCAUUCUUACUCAAACUUCUGGCUCCUUAACGGCGGUGGAGCGCUCAUAGGGACCCACUGUCCAUACACAUUUUCUAAUUGUAUUAUUAUUUUAUACAUAUUUUGUAGUGCAAGUCAGUGGUAUUAUCAAAUAAUAUUUUGUACAAUACCAACAUCUCAAGUGAAGUUACUCUGUAUGCCUAUACUGUACAUUCCAAACAAGGAUGUCAACACGUUUAACAACCGACCUGACCAGCUUCACGUUUAGUGAUCUGACCUCUGUGCCCAACACAAAACCCACACCCUAACAAAUGCUUGAGGGAGUGCUCUCUAAGAUUAGCACAGUUGGCCUUGUGAUUAGCUUCAAACAUGUUGUUGAUUGGAGCCAUGAUUAUUCUCCUGCUUAGGGCCAAAAAGACUUGACAUGCUAGAGAACGUGCCAACCGAGCACAGACCAAGUUUGCAACCUUAGCCAUGACCUUCAUGAAACUCCCCCUCUCAGACUACUGCAUGUAUCUCUCCCCCUGGGAAUGCUAUGCAGCAGUGUCAGCACUUCAGUGAAGGGGCAGUGUUUUGAGUGUGAGAAAAGUGUGAUUCCCUUAACCCUGAUCAUACUGUUUUAAGCGCAAACUGACAUUGGACCUCAAUGACUUUACAAAUGUCACCCCCCCCCAACAGAGAUUGUUCCACUCAGACAGGAGCAAAAAUAUGUGUGGUGCUGGUCAGGGUACCGCAAAUGGACACACAUUUUAAAACAAAUAUCUGCUUUGGUCAGAUGUAUAGCUCGACAUAAAAACAAGAAAGGAGAAAAAAAUGGCUGAACUUUUUAUUUUUCUAUCAGGGCAGUGUACAGCUACAGUCAAAUUAAAAUAGUUUCUCCAACCAUAGUGUGUUUUAUUUUAUCAUUUGGUGGUGCUUUGGAUUCCUCUGUUCUGUUUUAGGUUUUCCACUUUACCUACUGUACCAGAAGCUGAUUGUCUUUCUCAGUUUUUGAUUUGUACCUAAUACCAAUGUGAAACUGUAUUUUCCUCCUGAUUUUGGACUCAGUGGAAGUGUGAUGUUUACAUGUACAGAUUUUUGCUAUUCUUUUUUGUUUUGUUUGGUCAUUUCUCUCCACCCUAUUUUAAGUUAGUCUGAUACCUUGUAUAUUGAUGGGAAAUGGGACCAUGUCUAAAUUAGGUUAAUGUCACAUGGACACAUAUUUAGAAACUGGGUGUUGGGAGAGCUGUGUGCUUGGCUUAAGGAAUGCCCUCUCCUUAGCUUACCUGAUACACACAAACCAGUGAGUCACAGUGAACUGAAGCUCUGGUGUUACCACUUUACCAAUAUAGGAGAAUUUGUUCCUUAGUGAAUUAUAAGCCAUUGACAUCCCUUGAAGGGUUUUCUAGACUAUUAGUAUAUUUAGUGAGGAAAAACUCAACUGCAGACAAAAACCUCAGGAAAAGGACAUCACUUUAACACAUCUUACUGAAGGCCCAUUUCCCUCAUUGAUACCAUAUAAAUUAUAUCAAAAUAAUUAGCAUUGUUUUAUAUUUAUUGUGUUUUUUUAUAUAUAUAUAUAACAGUGGAUACCUUUUUUCCAGUACAUGUGGCAAAAAAAAAAAUAUUAUUUAGAAAUAUAUAUAUAUAUAUAUAUAUAUAUAUAUAUAUAUAUGUGUAUGUAUGUAUGUAUGUAUGUGUGUGUAUAUUAUGUGUGUGAAGCAACUUAAAGAUUGAAAAAAUAAGAAAAAAAAUAUUUCUGUUUGUUUAAUGCAAAACAGCAUGGGUGGUUCUUUUCCCUAACAUAUCACUUUGAUUAAUGAAAAACCAAUGAUUUGAAAUGAAGCUUUCUUAAGUGUGAUGUCACUGCUAAGGUCAAAUGUUUCCAAACUUAAAUGUGACUUUUUUUCUCCCAAGCUGUACAUCACAAAGCUAAAUAUACUAAUAAAACAGUGUGCUAUCUA
Molecule: messenger RNA, 7908 nt
Organism: Oncorhynchus kisutch (coho salmon)
Lineage: Eukaryota; Metazoa; Chordata; Actinopteri; Salmoniformes; Salmonidae
Product: nucleolar protein 4-like
Exons: 11
Coding region: 235-2370 (711 amino acids)
Source: RefSeq, a predicted model, not a curated record